GCUUCCAUCUAUCGUUAAGAGAAAUAUGUCUGUACAAGAAGUGCUAGAGAUUGAAGUAGGUGCUACACCCGAAUUAUCUGAGCCCAUAUCUGGAGAACCUAUGGAAGAAAUAAUUGCUGGGAUGAACUUAUUGUCCGAUGAUGAACUAAAAACAAAAUUGAAUGAAAUGUACAAGCUGCAGUGCUCUCCUAAUCUCGAAGUAGCCAAGGAAUUCAGUGAGUUUGCUAAAUAUGUACCAUCGUGGUUACUGAAAAAAAAUUAUGAACAGAAAUUUGACCCUAAGGUUAUUCUAUCUUAUAUUGCUGAACAAAAUUCUGAUAAAAAAGUUAUGGACAGAGAUAUUAAUGUGUUGGUUAAGUUGGGGGUUGAGAGAGGAAACGAUUUGGAAAAAAUCGUCAUAAAAUCAUCACCAGAAUUUAAAUACGAACUUGAAAGACUUAUAAUAAAAUAUAAAUUAGUCUCAGAAGCUAAAAAUUCAAAUUCUGCCUUGACUUUAUCCAGAAUAUGUGAGAGCGUCCCAAUAAUAACAUGCUUAAACCUUAAAAAUGAAGCUGAAAAUCCUUUUGUAUCUUUUGAAACUAUGGAGACUAUUUGUAAAAACUAUCCUAGAGUGAUGAUGACGUCUGCUUUCGCUUAUCUAAUACCAAAUAAAGAAGACGAAUUUUGUCUAUUUUUAAAAAAAGCCCACUUGCUUCAUCAAUACCAGUUUUAUGCUAAAAUAUCGCAAAAGAGUCCGAGUUCCUCAGUUGAUGAUGAAAAUGAAUUAAUUUCUAAGGUGUAUGUGAAUACUCAAGCAGCUAUCAAUGGAUCACACAUGGAGUAUGAUGUUCAAAUAAAGUUUUUAAAAGAAAAUGAAUUAAUCGUGGAAGGGGAAAAUGAAAUAACUGCCACAGAAGAAGUUCAAGAAGCAGUCAAGUUGUGGGACGAAAAAGAAAGACAACACGAAUUAGAACAAAAGUUUUCUUGUGUCGAACUUGAAGAUGACUCGAGUCUUAUAUAA
Molecule: messenger RNA, 1000 nt
Organism: Myzus persicae (green peach aphid)
Lineage: Eukaryota; Metazoa; Arthropoda; Insecta; Hemiptera; Aphididae
Exons: 1
Coding region: 26-1000 (324 amino acids)
Molecular function (GO): RNA binding
Source: RefSeq, a predicted model, not a curated record